Molecule: messenger RNA, 3280 nt
Organism: Hemicordylus capensis (graceful crag lizard)
Lineage: Eukaryota; Metazoa; Chordata; Lepidosauria; Squamata; Cordylidae
Gene: RHOJ
Product: ras homolog family member J
Exons: 5
Coding region: 448-1131 (227 amino acids)
Biological process (GO): small GTPase-mediated signal transduction
Molecular function (GO): GTPase activity; GTP binding
Source: RefSeq, a predicted model, not a curated record
GAUUUCCUGACAUACAGCAAGCUGGAGAAAAUAAAGGGGUUGCAUGAAGGGGGGGAACGCCAUUAAAUCCCUCCAGCCGGCCCUCUCCCUUUGGAAAUGAGAUGGAAAAUGGAGUGGAUUUAGCACAAAUCCCUGAUUUUUCAGGCCAAACCAGAGACGGGGAGCAGCCACUCAGCUCCUCGGACUGCAGCUAUUUUUAAGCUGUGCGAAAUACCAAAGUCUCUGCAUUCAAGAUGAAGAUUUCCUGACCGGGGUGAGCAACACGCGUGUCGCUUUUCUAUUUAUUCACCCGCAUGGUUCUCUUGGGCUCGAAAAGAUCAGGCGGGAAGAGCCUGGAAACCAAAGUGAUGAUUUCGUGAAUUCCCACUGCUUAAGAAUAACCAACAUUGACUCAAGAAGAGUCUGUAACAAUUUCUGCUCUCCGGCUCUUGGCGCCUUGCUCUUUUCAUGUGCACUUGGAAGUGUGGAGGCCGAGCUAAAACUGAGGAAACCAGGAUGAGCCGCAAGGAGGGGGAAGAUAACAGCUCCGACAGCAGCGUGAAGAAGAUGCUGAAAUGUGUGGUGGUGGGUGACGGAGCCGUUGGCAAGACCUGUUUGCUGAUGAGCUAUGCCAAUGAUGCUUUUCCGGAAGAGUACGUGCCUACUGUUUUUGAUCACUAUGCAGUAACCGUUACAGUCGGAGGGAAACAGCAUUUGCUUGGCCUUUACGACACUGCUGGGCAGGAGGACUACAAUCAGCUAAGACCCCUCUCCUAUCCCAACACUGAUGUUUUUUUAAUCUGUUUCUCUGUGGUCAACCCUGCUUCCUACCACAACAUCCAAGACGAAUGGGUGCCAGAACUGAAAGUUUGCAUGCCACAUGUACCUUAUGUCCUGAUCGGAACACAGAUUGAUCUUCGGGAUGAUCCCAAAACCUUGGCUCGGUUACUUUGCAUGAAGGAGAAGCCCUUGACUUAUGAACAUGGCACCAAACUGGCUAAGGAGAUUGGCGCCCAGUGCUACCUGGAGUGCUCAGCUUUGACCCAGAAAGGCCUGAAGGCGGUCUUUGACGAAGCCAUAUUGACCAUCUUCCACCCCAAGAAAAAGAAGAGACCCUGUGCCGACUGCUGCAAGUGCUGUAUGGUCGUAUGACGCCACCUGCAGGCUGUGCUGGUGUUUGGCCAAAGCAUUUCCCACCUGCAUUUCAUACCAGCACAGAGGAAUGAGGGACAUGACCACAAAGGAGCUCUGUUCCUGAGAGGCUUCUCCAAGUCUACGGCUCCUCUAAGCUUCAACCUCUUUGGCCUUCUCAUGUCUUACUAUCAGGGGCGGCACUUCCAUGAGGCAGGGUGAGGCAGCUGCCUUAGGCACCAAUGGAGGGAGCGUCAAAGGGGGCAGCAAGUGCCGGGGGGCCCCACCACCACAGAUGUCGCUUCACCCUCCAUUGCCCCUCUGUGCCCUUUCUCCCCUGCCGAGGCACGCUGUUCAUUGAUGGGGGGGCUCUUCUCACACCGCCCCUGCUUCCUUGCUUUUCUAACCACUACAGAGCUGCUUAUGUGGGCAACUCAGCUCUGUUAUCAUUUUCACUGAGCAAGCCGACUGCAGCCAAGAGAACUCUUCCUGGGGUCAGGAAGGAUUCAUGCCGGUGUGAGGCGAUGGAAGGCAAACAGAUAUCCAAAGACACUGCAGCCGAGCCAAGAGAAACUGGAUUCAUUAUGUGUGGCCUUCAGCAAGAAGUGAAUUGAUAUCUUCCAUUAUGAAUAUGCAAUAACUGUUGAACUUGAAAACUGCUAGAGCACACAGCUUUUUCAAAACCGAUUGUGUUGAGAGCUAGAUAAAAUGCAGGGUGGCCUAUUUUAAUUCUGUUUUUAAAGUUGUUCUCUAUUUUCAAAAGAUACUUUUUUUAAAAAAGAAAUGGAAUCAAAGUAGCCGUUCCUGUACUUUUGUCUUCCUUAAGCAUAAUCCAAAGAGAUAAUCAGAUUGUAUGAGCAUUUAUCCGUAGACAUGUGGAAUUCUUGUCUUACUAAAUGAAAUACCAAACAAGCUAAUUUUGUAUUUGUAAAGUUGUCUAGAUUUGGCAAUGGCCAGGAUUCAGAGAGACCUCUGUGUGAUGUUCUCAGUGUAAAUCUUUUUUUAUCCUCCUCAUUUCCUGUUUUAAAAGAUGUAUCUCAUGAAAAUCUGCUCUUUCCGAGUUUGGGAAUUGGACACAACAACUUUUCCAAAGGAAAAAUCAGAAGGAAAUUGGGACAUGCACACACCUUGGUCUCAAUUCCCCCUGGAGAAACUGUUACACCAGGGUGUGGACAAACAUGGCCCUCUGGCUGUUUUCGAACUACAACUCCCAGCAUCCCCGCCACAAUUUAUUAUGGCAGAGGAUGCUGGGCGUUGUAUUCCAAAAACAGCUGGAGGGCCAAGUUUGCCUACCCCGGUUACACCAUCUGUCAUUCAAACUGCUAUUUGAAAGCAAGAGUUUCAAAAAUAGCCUCACAGAUGUCGGGGGAGGUCCAUGAAUAGGAGCCACCAGUGGAGAGAUAAAGGAGAGGUGAAGCAGGCAAUUGUCUACAGCGGCAAAAUUUGAAGAGUGGCAAAUUCUGCCACUUCUCAAGUUUUGCCACCCCUCUUUGGGGAUGGUGGCAGCUGCAGCGAGGGUGUGUGUGGAGAAAGUCUCCCCCCUUUUACCUUUUUUUAAAAAAAAUGCUGCUUGCGUCGGCAGCACAUGGAGAAAGACUAGAACAGGCUGCACAGCAGAGAGGCCGUGUGGUCACUUGUAAGGAAGUCACUUGUAAGGGCUGGAAUGAGUUCGCCCCACCAUGCAGCUGCAGAGCUUUCAAAGGCAAAAGGGAAAACUUUGCCCUCGCCCUCCUCCCCGCAGUUACUGCUACUUCCAGGAGUGGUGUUUUUUUAAAAAAAACUAGAAGGGCGUCAGAAGCCUUUUUGCCUAUUUUUGGCAAAAAGCUUAAUCCACCCCUACGAGCUACCCCGCUUUUGACCUCUGCACUGCUACACUUCUGUCAGUUCUCAUAUUUUGGAGUUGCCACCAUAGGAGAUGUUUCCAGGUGAAAGUUUCAACAUCCUGCCCUCUAACUCCAUCCAUCCCAUCCAGGUGGCAAACCAUCUCAUGGAAACCAUCCUACGGGAAGCAGCUUGCAAUUCUUGGAGAAAGGCUGGCUUUCAUUCCGGCUCUGAUCCAGCAAUCAAAAACUACCUACUACAACCCCAUUGCUUGAGAUUGUUGCAGAUGCCUUAUUUACAAAUGUUUUCUACCAAUUGUGCCAUUUAAAUAUAAUUAACAAGAACAGCC